Nothoprocta perdicaria is the source of this 1344-nucleotide messenger RNA. It is a transcript of the gene IGBP1, whose product is annotated as immunoglobulin binding protein 1. NCBI's taxonomy places the organism in Eukaryota, Metazoa, Chordata, Aves, Tinamiformes, Tinamidae. Bases 1 to 1014 code for a protein of 337 amino acids. Gene Ontology annotation, cellular component: cytosol. The record is from RefSeq and is a predicted model, not a curated record. Gene Ontology annotation, molecular function: protein phosphatase 2A binding. Gene Ontology annotation, biological process: regulation of dephosphorylation; regulation of signal transduction. The transcript is spliced from 6 exons.
AUGGCGGAGGGCGCCGAGGCGGAGGCGCCGCGGCUGGCCGAGCUGCUGGCCACGGGCUGGCGCCUCUGGGAGGAGGUGGAGGCCGGCACCGAGCCCUCCUCGUCGGCGCCGGCCGUGCAGGACAAGGUGCGGCGCGGGCUGGAGGCGCUGCAGCAGGCGGCCAACAUGGUGGCGCAGCUGGAGCUGUUCAGCGAGAACGAGGAGCUGGAGGAGAUCGCCUCGGCCGACCUGCGCUACCUGCUGCUGCCCGCGCUGCUGGGCGCGCUCACGCUGCGGCAGGCCGGGCAGGGCCAGCGGCUGGAGCACCUGGAGAGCGCCCGGCGCCACCUCGCCCGCUUCCUGCGCCUCUGCAAGGCCUACGGCCUGGGCGCCUUCGCCCUGCCCGCCGACAGCCCCGCGCCCGACGACGGCCCCGCGCCGCCCGCCGGCCUCGUGGCCAUGGCCUCGGCGCGCCACGCCAAGAUCGAGAGAUAUAAGCAGAAGAAGGAACUGGAGAACAGGUUGGCCUCUAUGAAAACCUUUGUGGAGAGUGGGCAAGCAGAUGAUSAUCAGAUGCGAGAAUUUUACCUCCUGCAAAUCCAGAAAUGGAUCCACAUCAGCCUCGAGGAAAUUGAGAGUAUUGACCAAGAAAUGGUCAUUUUAAAGAGCAGAGGUACAAUAAAACAGUCUUCAGCACCACCACAUGGCACUUCUCGGCAAGUCAGGGCUCCAUUGAAACCUUUCAUUCUCACCCGGGAUGCUGCUCAGGCUAAAGUGUUUGGUGCUGGAUAUCCUGGCGUGCCAACUAUGACAGUGGAUGAUUGGUAUGAGCAGCGCAGGAGGCAAGGGGUCAUGCCUGGCCAGAGUGUCCCUCAGAGAACACCAGCAGGUAUAAAUGAUGAAGAACUGCAGAAGAAGCAGCAGGAGAAAAAAGAGGAAGAGGACGAUGAGGAAGCUCUUCAAAAAGCUCGGAACUGGGAUGACUGGAAAGACACGCACCCAAAAGGCUAUGGCAACAGACAGAAUAUGGGCUGACACUCCAGCAGCGGGGGAACUAGGGCUUGGAAAUCCUGCAAGAAUGCCUAUGUCCUGGAGAUGUAGGAGCAAAAUACACUGUACAUAUGCAGAGGUAUCCUUGACUUCUUUGGGAGUCACCGGAGUCCGAGGAGUGAACAGGACAGUUUUGUUUUGGUUUACGUAAGUGCCAGUCUCAGAGUGCGCUUGUCAUGUGCAGCGCUAACGCAGAAGCUCUUGUCGAGCAGAGCUCGUUCUGGGGGAUCCGUCUACCUCUGCUCUCCCAUGCAGAGGCAGUCCUCGAGAGAAAGAACAUGAGUCUGAAAACAAAUCUUUGUACUGUUGGUGGAU